AUGGAGUGCGCGCGGACGGCGUGGUGUGCGACGCUGGCGCUGGCGGUGCUGGCGGCGGCCGGCCCGCGCUACAGCUCGCGCAUCGUGCACACUCACGCCGGAGCAAUCCGAGGAAUCAUAGUGGAGCCAGCAUCACGUCGUAUGGAGCCAGUGGAGGUGUUCCGGGGGGUGCCGUACGCCGGCAAGCCGCCGCGGCUGGGCCCGCCGCCGCCCGCGCCCACCUGGUCUGGCACGAGACUCGCGGACACCUUCGCACCAGUCUGCCCACAACGGUAUCCCGACAUAUCCAACAAGACGGCGGCGCUGUCCAAGAUGCCGCUGGGCGUGUACAAGGAGCUGCGCGCCACCAUCCCGCUGCUCGCCAACCAGAGCGAGGACUGCCUCUACCUCAACAUAUACGUGCCCGGUAGCGGCGCGCGCGGCGUGGAGGCGCCGUACGCGGUGGUGGUGUGGGCGGGCGCGGCGCACGAGUGGGGCUCCGGCAACGCGCUGGACGGCGCGGCGCUCGCGGCGCGCGGCCGCCUGCUCGUCGUCACGCUCAACUACAGGGUGGGCCUGCUGGGGUACCUGACGUCGGGCGCGGCGGGCGACGAGGCGGCGCGCUGGGGCGGCGCGGCGGCGCUGGACGUGGCGGCGGCGCUGCGCUGGGCGCGCCGCAACGUGGCGGCCUUCGGCGGCGACCCCGCGCGCCUCACGCUCGCCGCGCACGCGCACGCCGCCGCGCUCGCCAACCUGCUGCUCAUGCUGCCGCUCGCCAGAGGGCUGGUGACGCGCGCGCUGCUGCUGAGCGGGUCGGCGCUGAGCGCGUCGUCGCUGGCGCCGGACGCGGCGCUGGCGCGCGAGCACGCGGCGCGGGCGCUGCGCUGCGCACGCGACGGCGACCACUGGCUCACAGAAUGUAUCCGGUCGCGUCCGCUGGCGGCGCUGCUCGCUGUGGAGCCUCCCCGCGCGCGCUUCCUGGCGGGCUGGGCGCCCUCGCUGCCCGCGCGCGACGUGUGGGGCGCGGGGGCCCCGGGGGGCCCGGCCGGCGCGGGGGGCGCAGGGGGGCCUGCGGGGGGCCCGGGGGGCGCGGCGCGUGCGCUGCACGCCAGCGAGGUGUUCCUGAACUGCGCGCUGGCGGUGGUGGUGGCGACCACUGAGAGCUAUCACUUCUUCAACGAAGACGAGAUCAGACACGGCUUCGAGGAGGAGCAUAGGAGCCGCAUCCUCCGCACGUACGUGCGCAACGUGUACCGCUGGCACCGCAACGAGAUCUUCGCGGCGGUCCGCAACGAGUACACGGACUGGGAGAAGCCCAUCCAGCACCCCAUCAACAUCCGCGACGCCACGCUGGAGGCGCUCAGCGACGCGGCGGCGGCGGCGCCCGCGCUGCGCCUCGCCGCGCUGCACGCCGCGCGCGGCGCGCGCACCUUCCUCGCGCACUUCGCGCACGCCGCGCGCUCGCCCGACUACCCGCAGCGGCUGGGCAGCGUGACGAGCGACACGCUGCCGUACUUCCUGGGGCUGCCGCUGCUGGCCGGCAACUACUCGCGCGCGGACGCCGCCGUCGCCGACACCGCCGUCUCGCUGCUCGCCGCCUUCGCCAAGACGGGGGACCCCUCGCCCGGGGACCCCCCGCGCGACCCCCCGCGCGACCCCCCGCGCGACCCCCCACGCGACCCCCCCGCCUGGCCGCGGUACGACCUGAACACGCAGCAAUACUUGAGUAUAGGGUCGAAGCUGCGCGUGAAGAGCCACUACCGCGGGCACAAGCUGGCGCUGUGGCUGCACCUGCUGCCGCAGCUGCACCGCGCCGGCGCCGCGCCGAGACACCACCGCUUCCGCGCGCCGACACCCGACAUGUUCGCAGGUGAGAUUUUUCCCGAGCUGUACACUACACCGUCUUUGGAAGACGACGAGAGUACAGAAGAGCAAGAGUCAGAAGCGGAAGAGUGCUCGCCGUCGCCGCCGGCGCGGCCCGCGCUCGCCGCGCCGCGCGACACUCAGGCGCCGCCCAAGGAAGACUCGCUCACAACCUUAGAUAAUCAAUAUUACAGCUACACGGUGGCGCUGGCGGUGACGGUGGGCGCGGGCUGCUUCCUGCUGGCGCUCAACCUGCUCGUGUUCGCCGGCAUAUACCUGCAGAGGGGGAAGCGGAGGAACAACCGACGCCCUAGAAGAGAAGGAAGCGGUCAUCGGACCCCCGGCCCCCUGAGCCUGUCCGGGGCCCCCGGGACCCCCAGCACCCCUAGCACCCCCAACACCCCCAACACCCCCAAGAGCGCCGCCACCCCCCGCGCGGGCGCGCCCGUCGCGCUCGCGUCCGUCGGAAAGAGCUCGCUCAAGCAGCGAGGCAGAACUAAAAGAGAGGCCGAACUCCGCGCCGCCCAAAAAACGCGUUCAAAUCCAAGAGAUCUCAGUGUAGAUGACUUU
Messenger RNA from Brenthis ino (lesser marbled fritillary), 2412 nucleotides. The record is from the annotation of a GenBank genome assembly. NCBI's taxonomy places the organism in Eukaryota, Metazoa, Arthropoda, Insecta, Lepidoptera, Nymphalidae.